Messenger RNA from Condylura cristata (star-nosed mole), 1215 nucleotides. Its product is annotated as nuclear envelope pore membrane protein POM 121-like. The record is from RefSeq and is a predicted model, not a curated record. NCBI's taxonomy places the organism in Eukaryota, Metazoa, Chordata, Mammalia, Eulipotyphla, Talpidae. The transcript has a single exon. The coding region runs from base 1 to 1215 and encodes 404 amino acids.
AUGGGCUGUUACCUGAGCCGGUCUCGCUCUAGACUCCCGCCCCCAACUCUGCUGACAGAGGACCAGCGGGAGAGAUUGGAGCGCGCGCACAGGGCCCUUCGGGUUCUCCCAGCUGACCCGGUUCGCUCUACUGCUUUGCGCCAGGACAAGGCUCACCGCAGGCUGUCCUACAAGGAUCUUGUGGCCUUGCCUCGCCGUCGUCUGCACCGUCGGCGGAUUGUCAUUGUCCGUCGGCGGCAAUACCCAAUCCAGCGGGCUCGCUGUUUAUUUUGGGGGGUCUUUUCUUCGGUACCCUGGAGUGGACCUCAGAAGAAUCCAGGGCUCUCUGCUUGCGGCUCCAAGAUGUUCUGCACCUCAGUGAUCCUAAAGAUGGCAUCUGCCAAGGGCAAACUGACUCUCCGUUUGGCUCUGAAACAGACAGUCAUCUGCAUGUGGUCUUCGCUCACCGGCCACCUCCUAAACUCCUCUGUAAAUGAGACCCUGCUGAGGCCCCUUGAAGAGAGUGGUCAACUGAGAGCCCCGAAGGAGAAGGACUUAUCCCGCCAGGCUGCGAAUGAGAAAGUGCCAGUAACAGAAGGGCGCCCCCUGAGAGAUGGCCAGGAUGAGCAGAAUGGGGCUUCCGAAGGCAGUGGGAGUGCGCAGUCAGCAUUUAUGCGCCUGAUGGUCAAUGGGGUCCUCUCAUCCUUCGUGCCUAGGCCUGGGCCUCUGAAGAGAGACAUAGACAUCUGUUACAAGGGAUUAGAUGACAUCCUGAUGAAGAAACCCCAGACCCAUUUUUUGAGUUCAUGCAGCAAACGCAAUGCCAUCACCAGUUCUUAUAGCUCCACUCGAGGUUUUCUUCCACGGCAGAAAAGCCACACAGGCAUGACACUCUGGGGUCCACCUUCACCCCCUCCCCAGGAGCCUAUGAAGAAAGCAACUGAAGAAAGCAAUCAGUCUAACUCUUCAACCUCAGUUAAACCAGAAAGGCAGAUCAAACAAGAAAAGGCUGCAGACAUCGCUUCAGGGCAGAAUGAAUGCUUGAGAAAUUGCUCACUCCCCGCUGAUAUUUCUAGACCCCGGAAGCGCAAGAUUCCUCUGCUGCUGCCCUCAAGGCGAAAUGACCCGCUGAUCCUGCCCCUAUACCCCCAGCUCAGUUAUCCAAUCACUGCCGAAGACCUUGACUUAGAGAAGAAAGUCGCCAUCCAGUGGAUUAACAAGGUCUUGGAAGGGUAA